AUGCUGACUGCUGACACGGAAACUGCUGUUCACCAUGCACAUCGGCACAAAACUCACCGAAGGCGGACACCGGUGUAAGUAGAGGAAAAUAAAGGAAAUGAGAAAAAUGACUCAUUUGAAUAAAGUCCAUGAAAUUCGGUUUUUUUUUUGGUUUUUUCUCUUUUUGUGCGAAAAAAAAACUGGUUCAAAAUGUGAUAACUUUCUUAGAAAAAUUUAAGACACUCUCAAUGGAUAGAUAAUAUUAAAAACUAUAGACACUGAUUUUUUAAACAUAGGAAACAAGGCAGAUUUACCCUAAUAACUUUAAAAAAUUGAAAAAAAUGAGGGAAAAAGGAACAAAAAAAAAAUGAACAAAGUCGAUUUUACAGAUGUGUCAACGGAAAACCCGUAGACAAUGUCUGUGAGUGUGAGCUGGACUACGUCGGGAAGCACUGCGAGAAGAAGAAGCACUGCGAAUCUUUCCGACGCUUUCGAAACGGAUCGUCCGUUUUUUUUUCAGCCUUUUUUUUUCAAAAAUGGCUUCCAUGGAAGUAUGAGAACUUCAAAAAAAAAGUUCAUUUUCGAUCAAAAAGUGGUGUUUUUACGGAAGUCUCACAACAGAUAGUGGAUUUUUUUUGGUGAUCUUUCUUAUCUUUCCCGGAUUUUUAGCCAAGUUUAAAUUUUCCAGUUUUGCUAUCAUUGCAACAAGAGCGUUUUCUUGCGUUCUGGAAACCUUCAAAAUUUCGAUUUUUGACUGAAAAAUUCAGUUCAAAAAUGUUCGAACUGCAACCAGUUCCCCCAAUAAAAAUUUUACUAAAAUGCAUCCAAUAAAGAAGUUUCUCAAAAUGGAAAAACUAUAAUUAGACGUUUCCAGCUGCCCUGAAUGCCUACCCAAUUAUACAGGCGAGUUUUGCGAGGAAAUUGUAUGUGUCCACGGGAAAAAGAACAAGGUAGUUUUGACUCACGACUUCUUGGAUCAUAAGUUCACGAAACCAAUUGAAGUACGGAACGGAAUGCGUUUGCGAGGAUCCCUACACGGGGCCAUUCUGCGACAAAUUGGAGACCAAUCGGAUCUACAGCUACUAUAAUCGCAAGGUAACUUUAUUUUCACGGGGAUUAAUACUUGAAAUGUUACAGGUGUUCAUCCUGGGUCCUCUGGGCGCUGUUUCACUGAUUCCCAUGUGUCUGCUUUACAUGACCUGCGAGCAUAUGGCUAGAAAACGCCAAGUUUGUGUUUUUCUCGAUUAUAGUCGGCGUGCCACAAUUUGAAAUUUCACGGAACGACAUUCCGCCGUGCCGCCUUUCGAACCUUGGUCGCGCUUUUAAUUUUUUUCCUGAUAUUAGGGUACUCUACUUUCUUGUGCUCCCACAGCAAUAAAAACCAAUUGAAAGCGUGACUUAGAUUUGAAAGACGCUUCGCGAACGCACGCAGCGGAACAGCGGAAUGUCGUUCCGUGAAAUUUCAAGUCGUGGCACACAGACUAUAUAAAAGCUUUUUUUGUCUUUUUCUUAAUAGUCAACUCUGAUUCCAGGUAAAAAGAGUUGGCGUGAUGAUGGAAGGACAAAACAUCAAUAUCCGAAAACAAAUUCUGGAGAAACUACUGGAAGAAAUCUGA
Caenorhabditis auriculariae is the source of this 1595-nucleotide messenger RNA. The record is from the annotation of a GenBank genome assembly. Lineage: Eukaryota; Metazoa; Nematoda; Chromadorea; Rhabditida; Rhabditidae.